Molecule: messenger RNA, 2481 nt
Organism: Pelmatolapia mariae (spotted tilapia)
Lineage: Eukaryota; Metazoa; Chordata; Actinopteri; Cichliformes; Cichlidae
Product: zinc finger protein 62 homolog
Exons: 3
Coding region: 153-1793 (546 amino acids)
Source: RefSeq, a predicted model, not a curated record
UUCAACCUUUCCAGUUUGAACCAGAGCAAACCGAGAGAGAUAAUGAAAAUAGUCAACCAGCACUUAGUUUAGAUGAAGAUGAAAACAAUCCGUCACACGAGCACGAGAGAGUGCGGGAAAACUACUGGUGUCUAUGCGGCUACUGCUUGCCAAUGGCAACGGCGACUGAGAAGGACCAACAUGGGUUCAGAAGUCAGCGCUCUGAGGAGGCCGACAAACCUCACAGAAGAAAGGGAGAGAAAAGAUACAGCUGUGAUGAGUGUGGGAAGGAUUUUGCUCACAGUAGCAACUUACGACAUCAUCAAGUUACCCACUCUGGAGUUAAAGCGUACAGCUGUGAUGAGUGUGGAAAGUCUUUUACCCAGGCUGGAAGCUUAAAAGCACACAGACUCCUGCACACUGGAGUUAAACCGUACAGCUGUUAUCAGUGUGGUAAAGCUUUUGCUCGCAGUAGCAACUUACAACGUCAUCAAGUUACCCACUCUGGAGUUAAAGCGUACAGCUGUGAUGAGUGUGGAAAGUCUUUCACCCUGGCUGCAAGCUUAAAAACACACAAGCUCAUCCACAGUGGAGUUAAACCGUACAGCUGUGAUCAGUGUGGUAAAGCUUUUGCCGUCAGUAGAAGCUUACAGAGUCAUAAAGUUAUCCACUCUGGAAUUAAGGCAUACAGCUGUGAUGAGUGUGGUAAAGCUUUUGCUCACAGCAGCGGCUUAAAGGGUCAUAAAGUUACCCACUCUGGAAUUAAGGCAUACAGCUGUGAUCAGUGUGGUAAAGCUUUUGCGCGAAGUAGCGACUUACGAAUUCAUCUAGUUACCCACUCUGAAAUUAAUGCAUACAGCUGUGACAUUUGUGGAAAAACCUUUCGCCGGCUACUCAGCCGAAAUAUUCACCAACGCAUUCACACCAAAAAUGAUUUUUGCUUCUGUGAUCAGUGUGGCAAACGGUUUGUGGCAUACAAAUACUUACGUGAACACAUGUUUACCCACACUGAGGAGAGACCUUAUAAAUGUGACCUGUGUGAGAAGACUUUUAAAACUCAACGUUACCUGAGACAACAUCAACAGAUUCACACCAGAAAGAAACUCUACAAGUGCAGUUACUGUGAGAAGCAGAGCAAAACAGAUGGAUCCAGUUCUCAACCCUGUCACCGCUGUGGUGGUGGGAAAGAGUUUCGUUGUGACCUUUGUGGAAAAACGUUCAUUCACCAGCGAAGCCUAGAACUACAUCAGCGCAGACACACUGGAGAAAAACUGAACUACUGCAAAGAAUGUGGGAGAGGAUUCCCCACAUCAAGUGAAUUAAAAAAACACGAACUCUGUCACACUGGGGUUAAAAACCACGUCUGUGACCAGUGUGGGUCAUCUUUCUUCACUGCAGGUCAUCUUACAACACACAAACAAGACCACACAGGAGAGAAACCAUAUAAGUGCAGACACUGUGACAAACGCUUCUCACAUUCAAGUCGUUGUAAUGAUCAUGAAGAUACACACAUUGAAGGGAACUUCAGCUGUGACCAGUGUGACAAGAGCUUCAAGAAUCUCAGUUCAUACUCCAAACACAAACGAUCCCAUGCUGUAAAUAAACUGUUUCACUGUUACCAAUGUGCAAAAACAUUCACUUCAUUAUCUGCUCUGUGCAAACAUCAGCGUGAUCAUGCAGAACUGAAAUCAGUGGAUCACAAUGAAUCUGAAGAGACAGAAAGAUCAUCUUCUGGUUUCAGGGUCAGACUUAAAAACCUUGAGAUCAGGCUCCACAGAGUUCAGAUGGAGUCUCCUGUAAAGAGUGUCAGCUGAUGUCACACUUGGAUCUGAUGAGGUAGCUCUGCUUUCUGGAGCUGCAGUGAAUAAACCUGGAUCUUAAAUUUGGGUAGCUGCAAGUAUAGAUAUGUACAUCAAGUGUUUUCUUUUUUCUUUGAGAGAUUUUAAUUCUGUAAAAGAAACUUUAAUGUUGAAAAUAUUUGUGCUAUAGAACAGUGGUCCCCAACCCCCAGGCCACGGACGGGUACCGGUCCGUGAGUCAUUUGGUACCGGCCGCGAGAGUUGAGACUCAGGUGUGAAAUGUAUGGUUUUCAGGGUUUUUAUCGGUUUUUAGCGUUAUUUUGUUAUAGUUUUUUUUGUUAACUCGGUUUUCCUGGGUCUUUUCACGUGUGUUAUGAAUAAAUCUUUUUUUCGGUACCGGUACUAGUUUUAUUUUGUUGUAUUUAUCCGCGACACCUUAAAGGCCGGUCCGUGAAAAUAUUGUUGGGCACAAACCGGUCCGUGGCCCAAAAAAGGUUGGGGACCGCUUAUAGAAAAUAAGAGAGGAGAGUUGUUGAUUCUUGUUUAACUCCUAUCUGAAUAGCACUUACCUGAGUGCCUUGCCACCUGUUAGCCUACUUCCUAGGCCUUAUUCCUUGAAGAAAAGACUUACCUGAAGAAGCACCUAUACCUGAGUCAAGUCAUUGUUUAAUCACUCACCUUCACACAUUCUUUAUUGUCAGAU